Molecule: messenger RNA, 4698 nt
Organism: Myotis daubentonii (Daubenton's bat)
Lineage: Eukaryota; Metazoa; Chordata; Mammalia; Chiroptera; Vespertilionidae
Gene: DNAL1
Product: dynein axonemal light chain 1
Biological process (GO): outer dynein arm assembly
Cellular component (GO): cytoplasm
Molecular function (GO): alpha-tubulin binding; dynein heavy chain binding
Source: RefSeq, a predicted model, not a curated record
CAGCGGCGGGGGUAGGGAUCCACGGCGAACUCCGAGAAGUGCGCACGCGCACUGACCUCGGCGGGCCCUAGCAACCAGAGCAGUGACAGUAGCAACCGCCGGAAUGGCAAAAGCAACAACAAUCAAAGAAGCCCUAGCCAGAUGGGAAGAGAAAACCAGUCAGAAGCCAUCUGAGGCCAAAGAGGUAAAGCUUUAUGCCCAGAUCCCUCCUAUAGAGAAGAUGGAUGCGUCCUUGUCCAUGCUUGCUAAUUGCGAGAAGCUUUCACUGUCGACAAACUGCAUUGAAAAAAUUGCCAACCUGAACGGCUUAAAAAACUUGAGGAUAUUGUCUUUAGGAAGAAACAACAUAAAGAACUUAAAUGGACUGGAAGCCGUAGGGGACACAUUAGAAGAACUAUGGAUAUCCUACAAUUUUAUUGAGAAGUUGAAAGGAAUCCAUGUAAUGAAGAAAUUGAAGAUUCUCUACAUGUCUAAUAACCAGGUGAAAGACUGGGCUGAGUUUGUAAAGCUGGCAGAACUGCCCUGCCUGGAAGACCUGGUGUUCGUCGGCAAUCCCCUGGAAGAGAAGCAUUCAGCUGAGGGGAACUGGAUUGAAGAGGCAACCAAGAGAGUGCCCAGACUGAAAAAGCUCGAUGGUACCCCAGUAAUUAAACAGGAUGAGGAAGAAGAAAACUAACACCACGUUUUCCACUUCGUGUUAACUUAUUUAAAUGUCAUAAGAACAAUAGAUAAGUUUUGUAUAAUUGUCUGUUUUAAAGAUUCUGUGUGGAGCGAAAGGUUCUUAAGAUAAAACAAAUCUAUGAUGUCUUUUUCUUUUUGUUAACCUAUUCAGUGUCCCGCCCCCCCGCACCCGCAGAUGGUAACACCAACUUUAUAUAUUGUAGUCCUCUUUUUAGAAACUACAAAUUUUCAGUUUUUUGUCUUCAGUCUCCAUCUACUAAAACCUUUAUAGACUGAAUAAUCAUUUUUAACAAAAGAAUAAAUGUGGUUAUUCAUUCAAUUUUUUUUUAGGUCAGGCAGUUAAAUAUAUACUCUUAACUUUUGAAUCUGUAGACCAUCUUUCCUAAAGAUCCAUCCCCUUACGACUCAGAAGCACAAAUGUGUCAUGCCUUUGGUUCCAAAGGCAGCACGGUGGCAGCAGCCGUAGAAGCAAAACUCCAAAGUCAUAGUGAAAAAGCUGUGGUGAAAAAAAUGAAAAAUUAAUAUCUUGGAGGCCUUAGCGCCCAUGUUAUGUUUACUUACUUGGUUUUCAAAAAAUAUGUACAUUGUCAACUGGAAUUUAGGUUGUGUGUACAUGUGUGGCCACUCAGGUCACUGUGCAUAGUCAAUCAGUCAUUCCGUGAUCCAGGUCAGUGGGUAAAGUGACUGUCAUUAUUCCUUUGACUAGCGCUGUGGCCAUGUUACCCAUGUGGUCCUGAUCUUAGGCACACUUUUGGGUAAAUAGUUCUCUGUAUGUUAUAUAAAGAAAUAUAUAUAUAAGUGGUAGUUAUAUUUGGAUGCCUAGUCUAAAUCUUGGCCAUUCAUAUAUGUUAAAAUUUGCCCUAAUAACUUUGAUCUGUUGACCGCCAUGUUGGUAGAAAUGAUUGUUCUAAGGGUAUAGAACUUAAAGACUAGAUCUGGUACCUUUCAAUAAAUUAAAUUUAGUAUUUCAAAAUAUAUUUUUAGAAAAGUUCUAAGUUAAACAGCUCUUAAAAUGAAUUAUGUAAGUGGUAUUGGAGGGAAAAGAGAUGUUUCAUUAUGGGAUCCCAGGCAAAUGGCAGUAUUUUUGAGGAUUGCUUUCUCUGUAAAGCAUUGUAGGUGAUUUAACCUCAAAAUUACAGAGCAAUAGUUGGAUGCAGAGUUUAGAAUUUAUCACAUAAGAAAAAAAUUCUUUUUUGAGAAUGAAGAUAUGGUAGUCAGUAACCAGAUGAAGUCCAUAGUAAGCCACGACCAAAUCAGUGAUAGAUUGCAGUAAGGAAGUCAGAGGCCCUCUGCCAAAUUGUGCCUGAAGUCCCUCAACCAGAGACUAUUGAUUUUCAUUUCCCCAUUUACUUGUGUAAAAAUGAGUCAAAAACUGAUUACAUAAGUAGUACUGGGUUUCAGAAGUUUUCAGUUAUCAUUUAAAUAGGAAUUACAUGAUUUCUCAGUCAUGCUGAUCAAAAGGGACCACUGCUUCGACAAUCAAUCCUAAAAAGGAAAAAUUAGCCCAACAUUUUUUUUUUUAGCUUCCUUUUAGCUCUUCCUCACAAUCUGAUAGGAAGAAGUUUUAACUCUGACUGACUUACACUUUCAAAGCCUUUGGGUCUUAGCUUCCGGGACCCAAAGUUUUCUUGUAGUAUGAACUUCAUCUAGUAGGCAGACUUGAAGCCAUAUUGCUAUGUAUGGGUGUAUUUUCUAAAAGUUAUUCUGGAAGUGACUAUAAUAGGGAAUGGAUGACUUCAUAUUUAAUUUUUUUAAUGGCUUACAGUCUUAUUUUUGCUUAUUUUUAUUUCUGCAAUAGAGAAACUAAUUUUCUCUCUUUCACCUUGUUCUCUCUCUCUCUCUCUCUCUCUCGGAGGGGAGAAGGAGAGAUAGAAACAUCAAUGAUGAGAAUUAUUGAUCAGCUGCCUCUUGCAUGCCCCCUACUGAGGACAGAGCCUGCAGCCUGUGCCCUGACCAGGAUUUGAACCGUGACCUCCUGGUUCAUAAGUCCACCCUCAACCACUAAGCCAUACCAGCUGGGCCCCUUUGUUUCUAAAUCACUGUAGCUAAUCACUGUAGUUCUCAGAGAAAUGUAAGAUGCUUUUCUGUGUCCAUUUCACAAAAUAUCUAUAGUCAGUUCCACUCAACAAAUAUUUGAAUGACUUCUAUGUAUUCUUUGCGUGGAAUGAAACUAAGAAUCCACUAGGAAACAGAAGAUAGAAAAUAGAAGAUAGAGUGUAUUAAGAAGUUCAGAGUAUUCUCUCAAAUCAUUCCUUAACUCAUCCUUUACUGCUGCAAAUUUAGCUGAUAUUAAAUGCCUUUAAUUUGUGCUUUUUGGGUUAGAUCUUUAACCUACUUGUAAUGGAUUCUCUCUGUGCUCCUGGUUUGAAGCAGCAUGCCAUUUUAAUGGAUCAUUUAAAUUUCUUCUAUUCUUGGAAUUGAUGGUAGAGCUCUGGAAUCAGUUCAGUAUUUUAAUAUUUCCACAGGAAAUUUUAGUCUACCAAGUAAUUAACCUUUUCUGUGUUCCCUAACUCUAAGCUUAUGGCUAUCUGUAUUACCUAGUCAGGCCUUGAACGUUUCUGUGUUCUCUGUUACUAGGAGUUGGUUCCUUUAAAUCAGAGCCAAGCUUGGCACUAUCAACAUUUGGGCUUGAUAAUGUUGGAGGGCUGUCCUGUGUGUACAGGAUGUUUAGCAGCGUGUCUGGCUUCUACUUACUAGAAGAACCCUCCUCUCAGUUGUGAUAACCAGAAAUGUCUUCAUGUGUUGCCAUUUGUCCCCUGGGCUAGAUGGGCUGGAAUAAAUCCACCCUUGUUAAGAACCAGUGCUUUACUCCAACAUUCCUUUUGUCCAGUGCCCAUUUAUUCUCACUCUGUAGCCAUAUGGCACCUGAGUUAUUACAGGAGAGAAGGUGGUGUGUUUAGUAAUCAUGGGGGAAGGAAAUGAUCAUUGGUGUUUCCCUUCUUUGUAAUGCUCACUUUAACAGUUCUCACAACACAUUAGAAACUCAGGACUGGAGAGUUCGACUUAUUUUUCCCCCCAGCAGGACCUCAACUUUUACGUUUUAUCUUACUUAGCAUUUUGCUUGUCUUAGGAUAGUGAUUAUUAACCUACCUCUCUCUUACUAUCAACAGAAUCCAAGUUUAUGGUAGAUUUUGCUUUGUCUCUAAAAUUUAACAUUUUAAGUAUACUUUAGAAAAUGCGUGUCAUUUUUUAAGUGUUCAUUCAUUGUCGAGUCAUGCACAGGAUUUUAAAGACUAGCAGUCAUUAAAUACAGAAAAAUAUUGUAUAAAAUUUGGUAAUCAUAUAUGAAAGUUAGCUGGUGUAGACACCAGUUUUGGAUGUGAUCAGAAGAAGCAGGUCUGGUUACUGGAUCCAUUCCACAAAUAGGGGUGGUGUAAGCACUUAAAUGUGGUUCCUGUUUGGAAAGAGAAAUUUUGACUUGAACAGAUGCUUCUUCUGAUACUUUCACCCGUGGGCUGAAGUAGACUAAGGAGGAAUGAGAAAUGAAUUUUAAUUGUUGACUUAUUGUCAGAAUUGGUGAUAUGUAAGUAGAGUAUGUGACCCAGAAUCUUUUGCCUGGGCUUUUCUUGGGACUAAAUGGGGAAAGUGUAGAGCUAGAAAGGUUGGAUUUAAUCAUUAACUUUAAACAUUGGGGGAAAUGUCAAGCAUCGAUCACAAGUUGUGUCUAACUGCAGUCUGACUUAGUCACAAAGACUUUACAUUGUAAGUGGUGGUAAAGGGAGAAAGCUAACAGCUAACCUGGGCUGCUUACUGUGUCUGUAAAUAGUCAAGUAUAAAGCAAGCUGUAGUGUAGCAGAGGUGGUGUUUCUGACACAGCUAACUUGACCAUAUUCCUUUAUCUUCCCUCUAGCUUGAGUUGUUCUUUGUAAAACCAUAAAAUAGGUGCAAUGAAAAGAUUUAAGGGUAUUUUUAAAAAAAUCACUGAACUUUAGAAAUUUCACAUCUAUAUCUCUAUUCCUGCCUUUUUAUAAACCAGUGACUGCAAAGGAAGAAAACUGAAAGGAAAAACUAAACUGA